Schistosoma intercalatum is the source of this 957-nucleotide messenger RNA. Lineage: Eukaryota; Metazoa; Platyhelminthes; Trematoda; Strigeidida; Schistosomatidae. The record is from the annotation of a GenBank genome assembly.
AUGACUUAUUCAUCAUAUCAAAUAUGUUUAUGCUCAUUUCAUAUAAUAAAUAUUUUAAUGGAAUAUUUUAUAAAAUAUAAAUUUAAAAUUGAGUGUAUCAUUCAUGAUAUUACUGAUUAUAAACAACAUAUUUAUUCUAUUGAUAGUGAAUUACAUGAAAGACUUCAUAUAGUAUGGUUGGGAUAUUUUUAUGAAUUAUAUGUACAACCAGAUUCUUUAUAUGGAAUAAUGUGGAUAUUUAGUCCAUUGAAUGAUAAUUCACAAAUUAUAAAAACUAAUCUUAUAUGGUCAAAGAAAAUUCCAGCGAAAUUUCGAUUUCAUUGUUCUUAUUGCAAUCAUAUAUGGACAUCGAAAAAAGGAUAUAUUAAUAUAUUUAUUGGUCAUCGUCCAUUAAACAGAAUAAUUGAUCAAUCCGGUUAUAUAAUUAAUAUUUAUGAAUUUCUAUUCUCUUUAGAUCAACAGAAAUGUACUCAAUGUAAUUCGAAUAAAUUAAUUUCAGGAUCAACAUAUCCACAUGAAGUGAUAAAAGUUUUAACAUACAUUCGAAAUUAUAUUACUAUUAAACCGAUACAUUUCAAUACAACUCAAUAUGGAUUCCAAAUUGAAUUUUUGAAAAAUUCAUUUACUUUUAAUCAACAAAAGUCCAUAAACAAAGAAACCAUUAAUUCUCAGAUCGUAUCCAAUAGUAACGGUGAGACAUUCAAAGAAAUCUGCUCAACGAAAAACGAUCAAUUCUUUGAUUCUUUAAAAAAGUCCAGUGAAAUUUCAAAGUUCAUUAAACAUUCAAAAAAUUACCCAUUCAAUGAAGCAAGUAUCGAAUGUAAUCAUCAUACUUUAUCUAUUACUGAAGGAAAAUCAUCAGUACAAUUAUUAAAAGACAACAAUCAAGAAGUUAUUAUGACUAAAAAUAAAUUAAAUAACAUGAACAAGAAUGAUACAAAGAACCGGUCAGUUUGA